AUGGCACAUGUAGGUUGUAUCACCCGCGCUUCGUCCUUAGUUCGCCUAUCGCCGCCCGUUCCCGAGCACGCGGAGUCGCGUUCACGCAAACCCACAGUGUCGCUCUCACAGCGCCCACGCACUCCCGCUCCUCGCGCCGCUUCCGUCGCCGCGAUUCCCGCUGUCUCACUCCUCGCCGCAUUGCCAGCGUCCGCGGCUGCGGCGCUUGCGGAGGAAUCACCCGCUACCGACAAAGUGCGAUCCGCCGUCGGGAGCUUAAUUACUGCCGCGGAAGAUCUCGAACGCGCCGCCGCGUCGGCAGCCGGAGUAGAUAAGGCGCGAUCCGCGGUGGGAAGUCUAGUAUCCGCCGCGGAGGAUUUGAAACGCGCGGCGGUUUCCGCGUACCGCGAUGUGGCCGGCGCGGGAUCCGCGGGCGGGGAUACCGCGCAGUUUGAUUCCGCGGUGGGGGAUAUAGUCUCCGCGACAGGGGAUCUUGAACGCGCGGCUGUAGGCAUUUUUGGAAAGGCAGUGUCAGCCGAAGAGAGCGUGUCGGAGCAGGUGGGCAAGCUGCUUGGUUCGGGUGCGGAAGCGACGCAGAAGCUUCUGGAAUCCAGCGGGGAAGCGCUACAGGCGGACACGGCAGGGGUGGCGAGGAUGAUUGGUGACGCCGCUGGCGCAGGCAUGGAGGCGAUUGAAAGACUGCUGGGGGAGGGGACUCCAUCACUGGAUGGCGUUUGGUCGCUGUCCCUCCCUACAAACGGAACCAUUUUCAACAGUGUCUCAUCAGCAUCCGCGUUUAUGGGUCAACCAGACGCGAUCAGCGAUUUCGAGAAGAGCAUUUCGGACGCGGAGUUGCGAGGGAUGGUGGACGAGUCGCUGGUUUGGUCGUCGCUCAACGGACUGGUCGUCGGCGAUCAGACGGUCGAGGACUCCGGUUCCGUUCCUGGGUCAGGUCUGGUCCCCGCGCCAGUGACGCUGCUCCCCACGCCCUUCCCAGCGCACCAUUUCCAUCGAGCCGUGGAGCUCGCCCCUCUCUUCAACGAGCUGGUGGAUGCCGUCAGUCAGGAUGCCGACUUCCUGCAAUCCACUCUCGCAAGUGCAGGGCUUUCUGACUCCUUCACAGCCGGUCUGCUCCGAAUACACGCUGAGAUACUCAAGCAGGGAAUUCAGCAGCCCAUACGACUGGGCAUGCACAGAUCCGAUUACAUGCUGGACACAGUGACAGGGGGCGUGCUGCAGGUGGAGCUGAACACCAUCUCCUCGUCCUUCCCUGGGCUCACCUCAAGGGUCACGGACCUGCACAGGCACAUGGUGGGGAUGUAUGGCGAGAAGGCCGGUCUGUCGGUGGACGCUGUGCCCCUCAACAUGGCAGCAACGGACAUGGCAGAUGCGCUGGCAGCAGCGUGGAGGGAAUACGGGGAUGAGAGCUCUAUGAUCCUGAUGGUUGUGCAGAAGCCAGAGCGCAACAUGUACGACCAGCACUGCUUGUCGCAACUCGUGUGGCAAAGGCAUGGGAUUAGAGUGCUGAGGAGGAGUUUGAGAGAGGUGCAGCAGCAGGGGGCAAUAACAGACGCUGGAGAAUUGACAGUUGAUGGCCAUCGCAUAUCAGUGGUAUAUUACCGUGCAGGAUAUGGUCCCGGUGAUUACCCGACCGAUCUGGAAUGGGAAGUUCGCCUGCUCCUUGAGCGAUCAGCAGCAGUGAAGUGUCCCACCAUCGCAUACCACCUUGCUGGAGCAAAGAAGGUGCAGCAGCAGCUGGCACAACCAGGCGUGCUGGAGAGGUUUGUGUCUGACGAGGCUUCCCUGCAGGCCAUGCGGCAAUGCUUCGCCGGGCUGUGGAGCCUGGAAGACGAUGGGAGGGGCGAUGAUGGAGCAGAACGGAGAGCAAUCAUUGCAAAAGCGAUUCAAGAACCGUCAGAGUUUGUGCUGAAGCCGCAAAGAGAGGGAGGAGGCAACAACAUCUACGACGAGGAAAUUACCAGGAAGCUCACGGAGCUGACAGAAGCAGGGGAGGCGGGGAGGCAGGAGCUAGCAGCCUUCAUUCUCAUGCAGCGGCUGUUCCCCCCCGUGCACCGAUCGGUUCUUAUCCGGCGCUGCCAAUGGAGCUGGAACGAUACCCUUUCAGAGCUAGGAGUUUACGGCACGUACCUCAGAAACGGAGACAAGGUGGUUAUCAACGCAGCAGCAGGCCACCUAUUGCGCACCAAAACCGCAAGCUCCAACGAGGGAGGGGUGGCCUCUGGCUUUGCGGUGCUUGACUCCCCGUACCUUGUUUAA
Messenger RNA from Closterium sp. Yama58-4, 2256 nucleotides. The record is from the annotation of a GenBank genome assembly. Lineage: Eukaryota; Viridiplantae; Streptophyta; Zygnematophyceae; Desmidiales; Closteriaceae.